Messenger RNA from Acanthopagrus latus (yellowfin seabream), 4002 nucleotides. It is a transcript of the gene nr4a2a, whose product is annotated as nuclear receptor subfamily 4, group A, member 2a. Gene Ontology annotation, cellular component: transcription regulator complex; nucleus. The record is from RefSeq and is a predicted model, not a curated record. Lineage: Eukaryota; Metazoa; Chordata; Actinopteri; Spariformes; Sparidae. Gene Ontology annotation, molecular function: zinc ion binding; RNA polymerase II cis-regulatory region sequence-specific DNA binding; nuclear glucocorticoid receptor binding. The transcript has 8 exons. The coding region runs from base 1126 to 2937 and encodes 603 amino acids. Gene Ontology annotation, biological process: dopaminergic neuron differentiation; regulation of transcription by RNA polymerase II; cellular response to corticotropin-releasing hormone stimulus.
CCCUUGCUUCAUUAGGCCUGUUUCGUACGACUGGAGUGAGUCUGGCGUGUCAGCUUCAUUGUGACAUAACCGUGUGCUAGAUGUGCCAAUGUGCACUCAUCUCAAUUUUACACAAAAAUAACAACUACAAGGCAUGGAUGCAGGAGCGGGGGGCCCAAAAACGAGGCUGUAACACAUGCCGAAUUUUCAAAGAGGCCCAAAUAUUUAAGGAUUUGACAGAAAUAGCGCCUCUUAAAGUUUAUAAAGUUCUUCCAGAGUCAACAACUCACACAAUGGAGAGGUUUUUAUAAGGGAGUCUGGUGAUUUUCUCCCCAUUUUCAUCUCCUUGGAGUGAUUGUUUCCAACUUUUUUUUCCACCAUAUCAAAUUAAUUGUCAAAAACAGUCAUGUGUGCUGAUGUGGAGCAGGAAACGCAAAGGUGAUGACCUAAAGAAAACUACACAUCGGCAUGAGCAAAAGCUCAUUAAAAAAAAAUUUUAAAAAAUGCAGAAAAUACCAGACAAUUUCCUCAACACAAAGAAACCACAGCACAGGUCCCCGAAAACACGCGUGACUUUAAGUCCUCUGCAAACACAGAAGGUGUCUGAACCGAGCAACAGAAGGCUUUUCACCCUCCACUACAUCCCUGCUAAUGUCCAUGUGGGAAGCAACAUAGAACGCAUACCACAAGACAAACAUACUCGCCAGAAAAAUUGGGGCUUGAGAAAGAUCCCGAGCGGAUUGGUCCGCGCCGGUGCCGACGCCGAUGACGUCGCGCUGUGAAACACGUGGGCCACGGUAUCCAGAGCUCACAUAAACAAAGCCACAUUGGCCAGACUGGGUAGUCGAAGCUCGUGUCGCUGUCAGUGCGCCGGAGGAGUCACACGGUUUGUCUUGCCAGCCUUGCCCCGCCGUCCCGCCUGCCUUCCUCUCUGGCAUCGUUGAGGAGCGACGCUCAUGAUUUGGAGCUUUUACAGCAAUUGAUGAAUACCCCCUGCGUGCUUAUCGCAUGGAUUGAAAGCCACGAUCCUGAUGUGAAAGAGGGGAAGAACCGGAACAGAGCCGCCUUCUUGAAUCCUGACAGCCAAACAACUCCUGACAUUACCCAUUUCAAGUGUCACCGAAACACUGUCAGAAGACUUGAGCCAUGCCCUGCGUUCAGGCUCAGUAUGGAUCAUCACCUCAAGGAGCUAGUCCUGCUUCCCAGAGCUACAGCUACCACACCGCAGGAGAGUACAGCUGCGACUUCUUAACACCCGAGUUUGUGAAGUUUAGCAUGGACUUGACCAACACUGAGAUCACAGCCACUACUUCUCUCCCGAGUUUCAGUACAUUCAUGGACAACUAUAACACCAGUUACGACGUUAAACCGCCCUGUCUGUAUCAGAUGCCCCACUCUGGAGACCAGUCCUCUAUCAAGGUGGAGGACGUCCAGAUGCACAGCUACCAUCAGCAGGGCCACCUGCCUCCCCAGUCGGAAGAGAUGAUGGCUCACUCUGGGCCUAUGUACUUCAAACCCUCCUCUCCUCACGCCCCGAGCACGCCAAACUUCCAGGUUCAGCCUAAUCACAUGUGGGAGGACCCUGGCUCCCUCCACAGUUUCCACCAGAACUAUGUCGCGGCCACGUCUCACAUGAUGGACCAGCGCAAGAAUCCGGUGUCGAGGCUUUCGCUCUUCUCCUUCAAGCAGUCCCCGCCCGGCACCCCCGUCUCCAGCUGUCAGAUGCGGUUCGACGGGCCGCUGCACGUCUCCAUGAACCACGACAACCCGGGCGUGCACCGCGGCCUGGACGGCCAGAGCUUUGCGGUGCCCAGCGCCAUACGGAAACAGGCUGGCCUGGCCUUCCCUCACUCCCUGCAGCUCGGCCACGGGCACCAGCUGGUGGACAGCCAAGUGCCAUCGCCCCCGUCCCGAGGAUCUCCGUCAAACGAGGGUCUGUGCGCGGUGUGUGGGGACAACGCAGCCUGCCAGCAUUAUGGAGUGAGGACCUGCGAGGGCUGCAAAGGAUUUUUCAAGCGCACCGUUCAGAAAAACGCAAAAUACGUGUGUUUAGCAAAUAAAAACUGUCCUGUUGACAAACGCCGAAGAAAUCGUUGCCAGUUCUGCCGCUUCCAGAAGUGCCUUGUCGUCGGAAUGGUGAGAGAAGUUGUCCGGACGGAUAAUCUGAAAGGUCGGAGAGGACGGCUGCCAUCCAAACCCAAAAGUCCCCAGGAGCCCUCCCCACCCUCGCCGCCGGUGAGCCUCAUAAGCGCACUCGUUCGGGCCCAUGUGGACUCCAACCCCUCCAUGUCUGCUUUGGACUACUCCAGAGUAAGUAAGUUCCAGGCUAACCCUGACUACCAAAUGGCUGGAGACAACACUCAGCACAUCCAGCAGUUCUACGAUCUCCUGACGGGCUCCAUGGAGAUCAUCCGGGGCUGGGCGGAGAAGAUCCCGGGCUUCUCUGAUCUACCGAAGCAAGAUCAAGAUCUCCUCUUUGAAUCCGCCUUCCUGGAGCUGUUCGUCCUGCGGCUGUCGUACAGGUCCAACCCGGUGGAAGGCAAACUUAUAUUUUGUAAUGGAGUGGUGUUACACAGGCUACAGUGCGUCCGUGGAUUUGGCGAGUGGGUGGACGCGAUCGUGGAGUUUUCUUCCAACUUGCAGAGCAUGAACAUAGACAUCUCAGCUUUCUCCUGCAUCGCAGCUCUGGCCAUGGUGACAGAGCGACACGGGCUCAAGGAACCCAAGAGGGUCGAGGAUCUCCAAAACAAGAUCGUCAACUGCCUCAAAGAUCAAGUGACAUUCAAUGGCGGUGGAUUGAAUCGUCCCAACUACUUGUCAAAACUCUUGGGAAAGCUCCCAGAACUGCGCACACUAUGUACUCAAGGUCUGCAGCGUAUCUUUUACCUAAAACUAGAAGAUCUAGUCCCUCCGCCAGCAAUAAUUGACAAACUUUUCCUCGACACCCUACCUUUCUGAGUCGUGACUCCACGGGAGAGACCUCAAAGAACUUCCAAAAAGAAAAAAAAAAGGAAAAAAAAAGACAGAGAGAGAGGCAGAGAGAGGCAGAGAGACUGUUGUGAGUCAGACUUGACGAGAUUUUUUUUUUUUAUUAUUAUUAUUUCUGAAUAUCUGCAAGCUCCGUAGGCGAUAAUAGAACAACAGUACCCUAUUAUGAGUCAUGAGAAGAAAACAAAACAAAACAAACAAACAAACAAAAAAGAAUAACAAGAGAAAGAGAGAGUUUGAUGGUUGUGUAGGCCUUUUAAUUCAUUCAAGUUGGGUUAUUAUGAUUGUUUUUCUUUUCUUUUCUUGAGUGCCAAAUGAGUGAAUCAUCCUCUCCGAACUGUCAGCAGAGUUUAAUCCGGUCUUUGCAAUCACUUACUGUUUUAUUUAACAUCGGCUCUACUGAUUCACUAUACUCAGAUGUAAUAUAUUCCAUUUAUAUAUAUGAACACACACACACACGCUCGCACGCACACACACAUACACACACUCUGUAUAUUAUGAUAGAUUAUGUGAUGCCACCAGUGCAUCGGUUUAUAACAUGUGUACAAAGUUUGUUAUAAUGAAAAAAAAAAAAGAUUUAAUUUUUUUUCUUUCUUUUCUUUUUCUGACUCGUGCCUCUAUGUGUUUCUGACAGGAUCCCCAAAAAGUAUCCAGAAAAGACAACGCAUGUUCUAGGUUUUUCUUUUCUUCUUCUUCUUCUUCACUUUUCUCUUUAUAGGCACUUGCUGAGGUGAUGUCUAUAUAUAAUAUAUACCGGACACUAUGUAGUCUGCUAGAUUUGAUACAGAUUCGUAGUUAUGGCACUCCUUUUAUGUAUGACGCAUAUGUGGCAAAAAUAUCUCAUCUGUAUAGAAAAAUGAGGGACCCCAUGGUGUUUGUAAAACUGUCAGACAUUCCUUGUUUGUAUGUGCUGUAAGUAUUGUUGCUGUUGAAUAUAAACGUUUCUAUAUAUUUAUUAUUUCUAUUUGCCAAGAGCUACACUAAGCAUGGUGCAAUUUAAACGAUUUCAAGAAAACCCAUCCAAGUUCAUGCUGA